Molecule: messenger RNA, 1956 nt
Organism: Betta splendens (Siamese fighting fish)
Lineage: Eukaryota; Metazoa; Chordata; Actinopteri; Anabantiformes; Osphronemidae
Gene: zup1
Product: zinc finger containing ubiquitin peptidase 1
Exons: 11
Coding region: 212-1849 (545 amino acids)
Source: RefSeq, a predicted model, not a curated record
UAAACGGCGACACCUGCGCCCUUUAGCCCAAUCCCCGUAUAUUGCUGUAAGUCGUUGAAUGAAGGUGCGUUUGUACAAGCUCAGCCGACCGCUGGACGUUUCGAAGCUAAAGCUUUUGUGUGUUACGUUCACUGCGUUGACCCAUUCGUAGGAUUUAGGGAACAUUCUGAAGUACGUCAACGUCCAAUUAAACAACCAGACAAUAUUAAUCAUGCUCACCUGUGAAAUCUGUGGUAAGGAUGUCCUGCUGAAGGAAGACAUGAAGACACAUCUUCUUCUCAGCCACUUGGAAAAUGACAUGUACUGCCCACUCUGUUCCCUGAGCACAGUGUCGUAUGAUGAACUUUGUCUCCAUAUUAGCUGUGUACAUCCAGAUGAGCAAUACAGCACACAGACCCACUCCACAUCCAUUGCCAGUGUAACUGAGACAGAGCAUCCCCAAACAUCUCAGCUCUUGGUUGGGAACAUCUGCAAUACAUUUAGAGAAGCAACACCCGGCACUGCCUCUGGUGUGAACACAGAUUCAUUACAGCCUAAACCGAAUAGCACACAUGAGAGAGAGUCUUUAUCAUCUGGGGAGUCCACAUGCAAUCUUAAACUUGGACAGGAGUGCGUCAGAGCCUACAACAACGAAGUUCAAAUGCAUGAGCAGACAAAGGCCAAGUGGAUGUCAUCACCAAAAAAAGGUGAGAGGAGGUUUGAGUGUCCUGUGUGCUUUGCUGUCUGUAGUGGGAGUUUUACCCUGCAAGAACAUGUGGAGUUGCAUUUAGACCAAGGAACAGCUGCAGUGAGACCUGUCUCAGACCUGGAAUUGGCCAUACAGCUUCAGCAGGAGGAGGAUCAAAAGAGGAGGCAGAAGGAAGCCCAGCAGGAGAGAGAGGAGUUCAAGAAGCUGCAGAGACAGUAUGGUCUGGACAAUAGAGGAGGCUACAGCAAACAAAUGGAGAGGAGCAUGGAGAGAGCUGUGGCCAGGGGCCGCAUGGACCCCCUAGAGUUUCACUGUAAGAGGGCUGAGAUGAUGGAGUCUCUGGCAUCAGGCACUGAUGAUGGCAGAACCAGAACUCGGGGUGUGAUCAGAGCCCUCUGUGAGUACUACCAGGCUGAAUGCAGAGACUGCAUCCACGUGUGGCUGAGCUGUGAUACAGACCACUACGGCUCCUCUGCAGGGGAUCAAGGCUGGGGCUGCGGUUACAGGAACUUCCAGAUGCUCCUAUCGUCGCUCCACAGAAUAGACAUGUAUUCUCCCUUCCUACAAGCAAAGACGGCACCUAGUAUCCCUCAUGUGCAGUGUAUGAUUGAGGAGGCCUGGAGAAAGGGACUAGACCCACAAGGUGCAUCUCACUUCAACUCGCAGCUGCAGGGAACACGAGCCUGGAUUGGAGCCACUGAGAUCUUCUCCCUCCUCACCUCUCUGGAAAUCCAUGCUCGCAUCAUUGACUUCCACCAGCCAACAGGCCCAGGUGACACACACCCCCGGCUGUUUGACUGGGUUAAAGAGUAUUUCUCUCAGUCAAGUAACAGUGGCAAACUACCCCCCAGACUCAUCCAGACAUCGCUGCCCCCGCUCUACCUGCAGCACCAAGGUCACAGUUGUUCCAUCAUUGGCUUGGAGCAGAGGAAGAAUGGUCAUCUGUGCCUCCUGGUUCUGGACCCUGGUUCCUCCGUGUCUGACACAAGGAAGCUGCUGAGCAAAGACAUUUCCAGAGCGAUGAGCAACAUCAGGAGGUUCCCAUCCAGUUUGAAGCACAAGCAGUACCAGGUGGUGGCAGUGCAGGGCUUGUUGUCAGCUGAAGGCAAAAAGAUCAGCAUCUUGAAGUCCAGGACACUGCAAGCAGAAAGGAUCCCAUGAACAGUCCUAACCGCUUCUGUUUUUACUUUAUUAAUUAAUAAAAAUGUUUAUUUACUGAUGAAUUCUGUCUAAAUUUUUGAAAUAAACAGUGUGCUGUAGUUCCGUCA